GCGGGGUAUUGGGGACAGGUUGGGCGGUGGCAGUGGCACAGUGACAUGGCAUCGCUCAGCUCAGCUGCUACGUACCGUGCUGAGCACAUCAGCACCUACAGCCAGGGGCUGGGUGCCGGCGAGCCCCGCUUCGAGGGGGAGAGGUACCACUACGACACCUUCAGGUACCCAGGUUCCCCGGGCACCGUGUGCCCCUACACUCUGGGCACAUGGGUGCAGGUGCAGGGUGAAACCUACCAGGUGGUGGCCGACGUCAGCCAGUUCGAUCCUCCUGACAUUGUGGUGACCACCUCCAACGGCCACGUUGCCAUCUGGGCUGAGAAGGUGGCAGAGGACGGCACGGUGUGCGACACUUUCACCCACCAGUGCCGCCUGCCUGAGGACACGGACCCUCUAUCGGUGAGCUGUGCCCUGACCGACGCCGGCAUGCUGGUCAUCACCGCCUGGCGCCGUGCCGGUGCCCGUCCCGGUGAGACGCCGCAGCCGCUGUACCGCAGCGAGGCAACACUGAGUGCAGGGACGGCACGGGGACAGUAAUGGUGACCGUGCCCUGGGGCUCCGUGCCCCCUGCACACCUCCAUGCUCUGGCAAGGUGGCUGUUUAUAAAGUUCUUUAAUUAAAUUAAUAUAAAAAUC
Tympanuchus pallidicinctus (lesser prairie-chicken) is the source of this 635-nucleotide messenger RNA. RefSeq names its product heat shock protein beta-7-like. The transcript is spliced from 3 exons. Bases 46 to 537 code for a protein of 163 amino acids. NCBI's taxonomy places the organism in Eukaryota, Metazoa, Chordata, Aves, Galliformes, Phasianidae. The record is from RefSeq and is a predicted model, not a curated record.